This is a messenger RNA of Saccoglossus kowalevskii, 3416 nucleotides long. RefSeq lists its product as uncharacterized. Gene Ontology annotation, molecular function: cAMP-dependent protein kinase inhibitor activity; cAMP binding; protein kinase A catalytic subunit binding. The record is from RefSeq and is a predicted model, not a curated record. Gene Ontology annotation, cellular component: cAMP-dependent protein kinase complex; cytosol. Gene Ontology annotation, biological process: negative regulation of cAMP-dependent protein kinase activity. Lineage: Eukaryota; Metazoa; Hemichordata; Enteropneusta; Harrimaniidae.
CGAUUUCGUAUCCAUUCCUCAGUCGGCUAUUUUUAAGUUUUUUCGCGCACAAGACACUUGGAUCUGUGGACUACCCCUAUGUCGGUUCGCUGACCGCCAUGUUAACGUUAUCUCGUACGGGAUUAUUGGCUGAUUUGUAAGUCUUGCAGGAGGUGUGUGGUGUGGCCGAGUACAGAACUGACCGACUGACUGUCUGACUGACUACCACUAUGGCACUACAUAUGUAUGAACGGGUGAUCAGCCUGAUUACCAAAGAACCCGAUGCACGAAAAGAAGCCGAUAUUGAAUCAAUUUUACCAUGGAUUUUUAACAAGAGUAAUUUGUUGAAGGGUUUACAAAAAGAUGUCGCAAUAGAUAUCAUAAAAAACUGUGAAUUCAGAAAGGUUCCCGAAGACACGGUUAUUAUACGACAAGGGGAACGGGGCGACAGUUUUUACAUUACUCUUAAUGGCGCAGUGUCUGUUAUGAUCAAUGCUCAACUUGAAGACCAAGACAAUAAAACUACAAAAACUACGAAGAGUCGGAAGAAGAGUGAAGAAAAGGAAAAAAGUCGACGGAUUUCCGAAGAAAAGAGACGAAAAGUGAGUGAAGAGAAACAACGCAGGGUGUCACAAGAGAAGAGUAGGAGGACGUCACGAGAAUCGGGGGGAGCAGCGAGUAGAAAAACAUCCACAGAAAAUAAACAACCAAUACAAGCUGAGAAACCGAAGCCAGUUGUCGAAGAGGAAGUAGAGAAACAAGUAGAAGAGAAACCCAAAACACCGGCGCGAAGAGUAGUCGAAACAUCGUCUUCGUCUUCAUCAUCAGAGGAUGACGGUGAUGAUGAGGAGGAGGACGAAGAGGCAGGCCCUACCGAACCAACGUCAAAUCUUCCAAAGGAAAAGAAAAAAGAUGACAAGAAAUUAGACCGUACGCCGUUUGGUCAACACAUUGUCCAAUUAGGUGGUGGCAAAAGUUUUGGUGAGAUCGCGUUGAUACAGAAGAAUUGUAUCCGGACAGCUUCCAUUAUCGCUGAUACAGUGUGUGAUAUCAUUGUAGUCAACAGAGAUCUCUAUACAAGGUGUCUCAAAGCGGCGCAAGAAGCAGAAUUUAGAGCCAAACAUGACUUUAUCAAUAAUUUCCCUCUAUUCAAAAAAUGGAAUCCCAAAUUCCGAAAUCUUAUAGCAAUGAGUUUACGGAAAAGUCAUGUACGCUACAACCAUACUAUAGUAAGACAAGGCGAGAAGCUACGCGGUAUAGUGUUCAUAGCCAAGGGACAAGCCAAAGUGUCAAUCGAACCAGCCCUUAGCAAACAGCAAUAUCCGGAACUAUUUCCACAGAAGGACUCUAUAUACGCUGAGCUUAGGAAAGAUAAAACUGAUCUUAUACUAAAAAACAACAAAACGUCCGAUGUUCGGAAAAGUGGUCCCGAUAUUGCUCGUCGAAGAGAUGGUUAUGUGGCAGCAGAGAGGCAACGAACAGAGAAAACUGUUGAUAUAUGUGUUGUUGGAGUCAAUGAAAUGAUAGGCGACGUCGAGGCUGUUCUCAAAAUGGGAACUUACAUGCAGACUGUUACAAGUAUGGAAACUGUGGACAUAUUUGAGUUAAAUUUGAAUAACUUCGAGCGUCUACUUAUCAAGAAAAAUCCGUCAACUGUAGAUAAUAUGAAACUUAAUAUAGAAACCAAAUUACGAUCAAGAUUAGAAAGAUGCGACAUGAUAAAAAAGGGGCAGGUACCUAUCUUAGAAACACUGGUUGAGAAAUUCACAGAAAUAAACACCCCAGCAUCUAGGAAACCUAUGAAGAAGAGAGCAGACAUGGAAAGUGCCCCGUUGUUGAACGAUACGGCGUAUCUCAGUUCGCUGUCUGAAAGGAAAAAACAGAGGGAUUUUUUGCGACGAAGGCAGCGCGAGAGGCGAAUCAAAGCCCAGCAGUUAAUAAAGGCACUCACGGCACAUGCGGCUUCCAAUAUGAAUACCAGUUUACAUACAUUAGAUCACAAAGUGCUCGAAGAGGCACUUCAAACGGGUGCAUUAGAUGCAACGGCAACCCUCAGGACUGGUAAUAUUACGUUAAAUCCAAUGGCAGCAAAGGACGCCAAUUUUAACCCCAAUGCACUGACGAGCACUGGUCAAAUGCCUGGUUCAAUCUUGCCGUCGCAACCCGUACAACGUUCUGCCAAACCCGCACCAGAUUAUGUCUCAAAACCGUGGUUGAAAAGAAGCAAUAGCCCGUUUCGUAGUCCGACGGUGAUGUCGUAUAGCAGUACUCAGGCUACGUCGACUGCCGAUUCCACGUACGGGGAUAGUCGAACCGAUGAUGAAGAGGAUGUAGACAAUGUUAUUGAGGAUAACGAGACUGAAAUAUCGACCCUGGAGACUAAAAUCCGUGCUUGGUGCUUAAAUGCAAAUGGCAGGACGGCUGGCAAAGGAUAUUUUCCCAAACUACGGCGUCUUUCCGAGCUAGAAAGAGACCAUUUAUUGAGAUCUAAACUUCCUCACAGAUUCAGGCAGCGUUCUCAUGUGGGCGGGAAAAGAGAAUUUCUCCGGGGAACCACGGUUCCUGCUACAGGUUAUAUGUUCUACAACGGAUAUAAUUCUGAUAAUUAAAAACUAUCUUGACUGUCUCUUUAUAAACAAGGACUAUUUAAGAGUCAGUUCACGAAGGCUUUGUUUAGUGCUAAUAAUGUAUAUAUACAAAUAAAGCCAAUAUCGUCACUGUGACAUGAUGUGUUGCCAUAUGUAUAAAAUGAAUCACUAAUUUUAAAAAAUGUGUAAAUUUAUAAUUUCGUUUUUGUCACAUAUAUAUUAACUUUCUAGUAACGCGGCAGGGAAUUCACCGGUCAUGUGACAUUCGAACAUUUUUUUUAUCUAUCUAGUAUGUCAGUGAGUAUGUCGUAAAUGAUGCAUUUCCAGAUUCUAGCAAACAUGUCUCUCCACUGUAAUUUUGUUCCGCCAAUCUCCUGUGAACAUUAGGCGUGAAAGCCCUUAUCCCGGACGUCCACAGUUUUUGAUUCUAAAUAUUGCGUGUUAAUCUUUUUUAUAAGAAUUUUGUGUGUUAUUUUUAUGACCAAAACUCGUUAUUGAAAAUGAAGCUAACAUAUUUUUAACGAAGUUGUCAUAAUUCAGGUCCCCUUUUACCAAUUUAAAAGUACUAUGACAUCUCAUAUUUAAUUAGGCCACUGUAGUUAUGUCUGCAUUUCUUAGCGUUUUGUAUUAUUCUGUCGGACUCCUGCGAUCCAUUUGAGGUGAAGCGGGUAUUUGUUAAAACAUGGAUUCAUUUACCAUAUAUUUAUGUUUUGUGUUUUCAAAAAGUACUGCUUGUUAGUGUUUAUUAUGGUAACUCUAAGAUUUACAAGUAAUACUAAGUUUAUGCUAAGUUGUAAAUUCUAUAUUAUUUAUCUGAAAUUUGUGCCAACUAAAUAUUUAAUAUUUGUA